This is a messenger RNA of Pistacia vera, 2734 nucleotides long. RefSeq lists its product as uncharacterized. Lineage: Eukaryota; Viridiplantae; Streptophyta; Magnoliopsida; Sapindales; Anacardiaceae. The coding region runs from base 1013 to 2395 and encodes 460 amino acids. The transcript has 2 exons. The record is from RefSeq and is a predicted model, not a curated record.
CCUUAAGCCCUUGUGUGAUUUUUAAAUUUAUAUUAGUUAUUGAAUUUAUUUAUAUGGUGAUAUUUGGAAUGUUGUUUCUGAUUUUGAUUCUUUUUGGAAUCUCGAAAUUUAUGUAUGUGGAUGCUUUAAUAUAUGUUUAGUAUCAUAAUUUAUUUUCAUUUAUACGGUUAGGACCUUUAUAUUGUUAUAUGGAUAGUACAUUGUGGCUUUGUAGAUACACUGAAGAACAUUUUACGGAUAUUGUAUUGCUGUUGUAAAAGUUGGAAAUGGAAUUUUUUAAAUGUUACGACCUGAGUGCUUAAUGGUUCUUUUUGCCAUUGCAUUAUGCUCUGUUGCAUUCGAAAUAUAUGUUAGUUAAAAAAGAGAAAAAAAGAUAUUGCUAUAAUGCUCUAGGAAUUGAGAACAUGCUAUGGCAUUAGUGUGACACGAGGCUUGGCCUUGCCUACCUAGCGAUGGAGUGGGAUUAGAAAUAGUUUUAGGAUGCUUCUGUUGUUGGGAGAAAAGAGUUUUUCUAUAACUUUUGGCUUUGGUUUUUCAUUUUUGACUGCCUCGUGUUGUUGCACUCUAUAAUAAGAUGACUCUAUAUGAUAUUAGUUAUAGUGAAAGUUAGAUGCCUACAUCUUUCUAGUUCAUAUAUGUUUGUAUGUCCCUUUUUGUCAAGUGCUCUUCUAGUUCAUAUGUGAAAAUCAUGACCUUGACAUUAUACUAAACAGAGGAUUAGAUGUUUCAAUAUACUUAACUGAAACUAGAUUUCUCCUGCUAAUGGUGGAUUAUUUGAGGCUCUUUGUUAUUUAUAGUCACUUCAUACAGUUUUAUAUCAAAAGCUUGUUCCAAUUUACAUUUUAUGUGAUUUAGUAGUAAGCCUUUUUUUUUGUGUGUGUGUGUGUGUGUGUGGUUCAAGCUAUUUUUAGUCCAAAUUUAAAAUCCAGCUUUGAGCAUUUGCUAAGGCUAUAUAUGUCUUUGGAUUUGCAUUUUUAAAUCUCCUGAAGACAAGUUGAUUUUUCAGAGAAAAAUGAUUCACAAAAGACACUAUGCUGAUGAGGAUUCUUUUGAGUUCCCUUGUAAGCACCCAAAAGUGUGUGACUACACCAAUCACCUUGCUCCUAUCAUGGAUUUCAAUCCUUCCAAUGAUGCUGGUCUGGAACCUCAAACUUCAGAAGAUGGAACCAGCCACAGCUUCAGCAAAUGUCAAGAUCAAAAGGCAUUUGCAUUUGAUUCUGUUACAGAAGUUUCAAAUGGGACUGAUGAGGAAUUUGAAAUAGGUACUUCUGGCUGUAUUUCUCAAUUUCUGUGGGAAAACAGCAGCAUUGCCGAAGCAGAUGCUAAGUUUGAGGCAGCAUUUCAUCUGUCAUUUUUUCCAGAAUAUUUUGCCCCUCAACACCAGCUAAGGGCUUUGCUUCAAUCCGAUGAGACUUAUUCAUCUCUUCUUGAAGUUCCUCCUCUGAUUCCAGUUUCUAUUGGACCUGAGCAUCAAGCUGAUGUUCCUGAAUGGAACCCAAGGGGUUCAAAGAGCUUUGUGGAUAAUCUGGAUGUGUCAGGCCAUCAAGUUGAACUUGCACCUUCUCCGGAUUUUAGCCUUAUUGUUGAUGAUGGUGAUGAGGAGAAGCUGAUGGGUACUUGUGUCAUUUCAAUGCCUGAUUAUGAAAUGUCUGCCAAUUAUUGCUCAGAAAGAUGUGGAAUCAGAAAUUGUUGUAAAUGCAUUGAUAGGGAUUCUAUUGAUUGUGUCAGACAACAUGUUAUGGAAGCCAGAGAAAAACUUAGGCAAAACCUUGGGGAAAAAAUAUUUGAGGAGUUAGGUUUCUGUGAAAUGGGAGAGGAGGUCUCAAAGAGAUGGACUGAAGACGAAGAGCAAGCUUUCCAUGAAGUUGUCUUUUCUAACCCUGCAUCAAUGGGGAAGAAUUUUUGGGACCAUCUCUCAUUAGUUUUCCCCUCCCGAACAAAGAGGGACCUUGUCAGCUAUUAUUACAAUGUCUUUAUCCUACAGAAACGUGCCAAUCAAAACAGGUUUGACCCGCAGAAUGUUGACAGUGAUAAUGAUGAAUGGCAAGUAAGUGAACUUGAAGCUGGUACGGCAGAGGAAGAUGAGGACUCUGGUGUUGAAUCUCCGACCAAUCAAGAUGCUCCCGCUUGUCAGGAGGAUCAUGCAAAGGAUUGCCAAGAUGACAUUGAGGAUGAGUAUGAGCAAGAUUAUUCUAAGAAUGGUGCUCAGGUUGUCUCAACUGUUGCAAGUGAUGAAGAUGAAGGAGGUGUGGAUGAUAUAUCUGUACAACAGGUUAAGAACUCCUUUGGUGACUCUGGUGGCAACACCGACUUACAUUUUUUGAGUAAAAUUCAAAGCAGUUACAGGGAGGAUGAUGAUGUACAAGAUGAUUCAUGCACAUCAUAUGAAUUUUAGCAAAUUGAAAGCUGUGAUCCACUUAAUACAGGGACUGAUCAAAAGCAGUCUAAUCAAGAUUGAUGCACAUGCUGUAUGUAUUAAAUGUCGUUGGGUUAAUUGAGCAUGAAUAGGUUAUGUUUUGAAUCCUUGCAAUAGUAAAGCUUGGAUACUUAUAGAAGAGGGGAAGAGUUGAUUUUGUUAAUGAGUGUUCAUGUCUGAUCUCCUAAAUUAUAUUUGGCCAUGGUUGGCAUAAAAUAUUGGUGCUGGAAAGCCUUUGAGGGAUAAUUGGGGUGCAACUCCCAGAAGAUCCAUAAUUCUGACAAUAAGGAGGAGUUUGCAUUUGUGUCUCAAAAGGGA